Chenopodium quinoa (quinoa) is the source of this 1747-nucleotide messenger RNA. Its product is annotated as serine/threonine-protein kinase SAPK7-like. The transcript is spliced from 9 exons. Gene Ontology annotation, biological process: intracellular signal transduction; protein phosphorylation. NCBI's taxonomy places the organism in Eukaryota, Viridiplantae, Streptophyta, Magnoliopsida, Caryophyllales, Amaranthaceae. The coding region runs from base 303 to 1364 and encodes 353 amino acids. The record is from RefSeq and is a predicted model, not a curated record. Gene Ontology annotation, molecular function: protein serine/threonine kinase activity; ATP binding.
CUCCGUAACAAACAUUACCACAUUACACACACACUCUAAUUCUAUUCUGUUCUGAGUCUUUCUUUCAUUUCAGCAAUCAAUAUUGAACAUUCCACCCCACCUGCUUUUCCCCUUCACUUUACUCUCUUUCUCCCUCCUCUCUUUAAUCACUCAAUUCCUUUCUUAAUUACAAACUUUGCCUUUUAUUCUCUCCCCUUUUUUCUUCUUUCUACACUUGAUUCUCCUAUUAUCCCCCUUUCACAAAAAUCAUAAAUUAAAAAAAAAAAAAACCAAUUGAAUUUAAAUUUAAUUAAAUAAAAAAAAUGGAAAAGUACGAGGUAAUGCAGCAAUUGGGUGCUGGGAAUUUUGGAGUUGCUAGAUUAAUGCGUCAUAAAGAAACUAAAGAACUUGUUGCCAUGAAAUUCAUCGAGCGUGGUCAAAAGAUUGAUGAGAGUGUGGCAAGAGAAAUCAUCAACCACAGGUCGCUUCGUCACCCUAACAUUAUUCAAUUUAAGGAGGUGGUUUUGACACCAACUCAUCUGGGAAUUGUGAUGGAAUAUGCCGCCGGUGGUGAGCUUUUUGAUCGGAUUUGCACUGCGGGUCGUUUUAGUGAGGAUGAGGCAAGAUAUUUCUUCCAGCAACUGAUCUCAGGUGUUAGCUUCUGCCAUUCCAUGCAAAUUUGUCAUCGAGAUUUGAAACUGGAAAACACUUUAUUAGAUGGAAAUCCAGCUCCCCGCCUAAAGAUAUGUGACUUUGGUUAUUCCAAGUCAUCUCUUCUGCAUUCAAGGCCUAAAUCCACUGUAGGUACUCCAGCAUACAUAGCACCUGAAGUACUUUCAAGGCAAGAAUAUGAUGGCAAGUUAGCUGAUGUGUGGUCUUGUGGAGUGACCCUAUAUGUUAUGCUGGUUGGAGCAUAUCCCUUUGAAGACCCUCAGGAUCCAAAGAACUUCAGGAAGACAAUUACAAGGAUUAUGGCUGUUCAAUACAAAAUUCCUGAAUAUGUUCACAUAUCACAAGAUUGCAAGCAUUUGCUUUCUCGAAUUUUUACUACCAAUCCAACCAGGAGAAUUACCCUUAAGGAAAUCAGAAGCCAUCCAUGGUUCCUAAAGAAUCUUCCUAAGGAACUAACUCCACAAGCUCAAGCCGUCUACUACCAAAAAGAUAACCCAAGCUUUGCUACACUGCAAAGCGUGGAAGAGAUCAUGAAAAUUGUGGGGGAGGCAAGGAAACCUGCUCCUGCAGCAAGGCCUGUCCCAGGAUGGGAGGAUGAGAAUGAAGACGAUAAUGAUGAAGAUGCAGAAGAAGUAGAAGAAGAGGAUGAAGAGGAUGAGUAUGAUAAAACCGUGAAACAAGUACAUGCAAGUGGAGAGUUUGCUCUUAGUUAAGUUGGUGUUGUUGCCAUUGUAGUCAAUAUGUUGCAUAAAUUUUAUGGUUAUCAAAGUGUGCAUAGGUGUGGGCGUGUGGCAUAAUUAGUGCUCCGAAAAUUUGAAAAAAUUUAAGAUGUUUGAGGCUUUAAGCCUGUGACUUGGUACUGUUAGUUUGUAUAAAGGUUGGAGCACUAGAAAAUGGCACCUUUUUUUUUUUUUUUUUAACCCCUUUUUAUAAUUGAUGGAUACUUGAAGUAUGAAGUGUAUCAUAUGUUUGAUGUGGUCAUGUUGACACUGUCAAAUUGAAGUGUUACAAACUACACUUUGUAGUAAAUUAGUUAUACUAUGGUUUUUUUUUUUUUUUCAUUUGGUUGUAUAUUAUUGACUUAUUGUUAGUGGAC